Messenger RNA from Sinocyclocheilus rhinocerous, 265 nucleotides. RefSeq names its product up-regulated during skeletal muscle growth protein 5-like. The transcript has 3 exons. Bases 1 to 177 code for a protein of 58 amino acids. Gene Ontology annotation, cellular component: proton-transporting ATP synthase complex. The record is from RefSeq and is a predicted model, not a curated record. NCBI's taxonomy places the organism in Eukaryota, Metazoa, Chordata, Actinopteri, Cypriniformes, Cyprinidae.
AUGGGGGGCCAUGAUGCUGGGAGCCAACACCAGUUCACAGGGUUUGCCAAAUAUUUUAAUUCAUACACCAUUACAGGAAGAAGGAAUUGUGUUCUGGCCACUUAUGCUGGCAUUGCUGUCAUUUUUCUGUACUUCAAACUGAAACCUAAGAAAAAGAAGGCAGUUGCUGCAAAGUGAUAAUGAAAAUGAUUUGUUCUUUGCUGUUGUUAUUAUCAUGCAGUGCAUAUCUUUAUAAAAAAAGCAAUAUCUGAAUGUUAAAGCAACA